Messenger RNA from Oryzias latipes (Japanese medaka), 2788 nucleotides. RefSeq names its product activating signal cointegrator 1 complex subunit 2 (gene ascc2). Gene Ontology annotation, biological process: regulation of DNA-templated transcription. Lineage: Eukaryota; Metazoa; Chordata; Actinopteri; Beloniformes; Adrianichthyidae. Gene Ontology annotation, molecular function: ubiquitin binding. The record is from RefSeq and is a predicted model, not a curated record.
CAGAAAGCGAACAGGUACGUGUUCGGAUGGGAGAACGUGCUGGACCAUCAAAGGGUCGAUUUCAGACGGAAGAAACGGGAUUUGAUGUAUCUGAUCUGUCGAGUGACCUGUAGGCGGCGCCGCCAUGGCCUGUGCUGGAGUGCCGCUGGAUGAGCAGCAGGUGACGGAGGCCGACGCGCUCGGACAGGAGCGCACGCGUCCCGCUCUGCACCCGGACAGGAAGGAGGAGCGCUGCUUCGUGCCUUACAGAGCGCCUCCGGAAGGCGGUUCCUCCGCCGAGGUGGAGGAGUUCCUGGAACUUGCCAGAUUCCUGGUGGAGGAUCUAGAGUGGCUUUUGUCUCUGCCUCAUGACAGGUUCUGGUGUCAGGUGGUGUUCGACGAGUCCCUGCAGAGGUGCCUGGACUCGUACCUCCAUCACGCCCCGCGCAGCAUCGACCUGGGCGGCGCCCCCGCCUCCCCGACGGUGGCUGAGGUGCAGCGGUCCCUCCACAAGCUCGUCUUCCUCACCUUCGUCAGGAUGGCCACUCAUAAGGAGUCUAAGGAGAAUUUUUUCACGCCAGCCGUGUUCGGAGAAAUCCUCUACGACAACUUCCUGUUCGACAUUCCAAAGAUCCUGGAUCUGUGUGUUCUGUUCGGAAAGGGGAACGGCUCGCUGCUGCAGAAGAUGAUCGGGAACGUUUUCAUGCAGCAGCCGUCCUACUACAAGGACCUGGACGCCACCAUCCCCAGCGUGCUGCAGGUGUUUGACACCAUCUUGGGGAAGUGUGGCCUUCAGAGCGAAGGCGCCAUUGAGCCCGUCAAGCUGAACACUCAUCAUCGCGUCACGGCCGCCAGCAUGAAGCCGCAGGACCUGGCGGACAUCAUCUCGUACCUGUGCGACGCUGUCAGCACCGUCCACGCCUUCCUGGACAUCUUCCCCGCCGCCUGCACCAGCUUCCACUCCCACGGCUUCCUCAGCAGACUGAGCUCCUUCUACGAGAGCGCCGUGCCUGAGCUGGAGACGGCUGUGAGGAAGAGGAGUUUCGAGGAGGAGAGCCUGCAGGAGGAGCUGUGGAGGAGGCUGAGUCACUCCUGCAGGAGGAUGGUGGAGACUGCUCACCUGCUGCUGCACCACACCUGCCUGCAGCCCAUCCUGGAGGGGAAGGAAAACAUGCAGACGUUUGCGGAGGAGCUGCUGCAGCUUUUCUCCUCUUUUCUGCCGGAGAAGCGGUUCCUGGUGGACUAUGACGAGCAGUUCCCCCUCGCCGACGACAUCAGCCUCCUCCAGCAAGCCCUGCCCGACACAGAUGAAACCAGGACGUCCUACCUGCUGCAGGGGGUGCAGAGCGCGUGGGACAGCGUGGGCCGGCUGAGAGCUCACCGUCACCCUGAGGCUGACCGGGGAGCGGCAGGAGGCGCGGCUGCCAGUGCGGCCGCCGGCGUCCCCAGGGAACCUCAAGAGGAGCAGCUGGGGGGGGCGGCAGCCCAGCUGGACGUGCCCCUCAAGGGAAACGCGGCGGCGUGCCCGGUGGGCGGGGCUGAGCUGGAUUCCCUCCUGUCCUGCAUUAGAGACCUCCUUCCUGACCUGGGGGACGGCUUCCUGCUGGCCUGCCUGCAGGAGUACAACUACAACGCCGAGUUGGUCAUCAACAACAUCCUGGAGGACCGCCUUCCCCCCGCCCUGAACCAACUGGACCGAGCCACGCCCCGGCCGGUGAAGGAGGAGCUUCCUGCCGUCCUGAACAGCAGAUCCAACGUCUUUGAUGACGACGAGUUCGACGUCUUUCGCAGGGAUCAGCUGGACAUGUCCCGAGUGUGGAAAGGCCGGAGGAAAGCUGAGAAUGUCCGCGAGACGCUGAAUGACAAGCAGCACAUCGCCCAGCAGAGGGCGCGCUACCGGGCCUACGAAACGGUGGUGGACGAGGUCCUCAUCGGACCCGGAGACGCCGCCGAUGCCGCGUACAGCCUGGACGACUACGACGAUGAGUACGACGACACGUAUGACGUGAACCAAGUGGGAGCCAACGACCUGGAUGGAGACAGUCUGCUCAGCAGGAGACCCUUCACGGUCCCUCAGGUCCUGAGGACAGGAACCAAAGACGAGGAGCAGAACGAUGAAGAUCAAGAGGAGGAUGGGGCUCCUGAGAACCACGCCAGCAGAGACCAGUUCGUGCAGGACCCGGCGCUCCUGCGGGAGAGGGCGGAGGCCCGGAGGGCCGCCACGCAGCAGAGGAAACGCGUCCCGCCGGAGCGUCCCGGUAACGUGGUGGGCCGGCCCAAAGGCCAAGGCCAAACCACCGAAACCUUUCUGGACCGACGCAAGAAGGAGAUGAACAAGAGCCGCGUGGCCAAUCACAGCCGGCGCUCCAUGGCCGACCGCAAGAGGAACAAGGGCAUGAUUCCCUCCUGACCCCAGAACCGGGCCCGGGUUCUGCAGACGGGCUCUUCGUUUUCAGUUGCUUUUUAUUUUCAAAAUUGUUCAAUAAACUACCGUUUGGAUCAGAAGGACGUUGGGUUUUGAAGCCCAGAACCAAACGGGCCGGGUCUGAAGACAAAGACGGACACCUUAUUGUUGCCAAGUAACAGUGUGUUUAUUCCUCUGACUGACCCCCCUGCUCCUCCGGCCGCAGACCGACACUGACUGCAGGAUGGAGUCUGCGCAGCCGCAGCUGCGUGAUGACUGAGCGCGUGCAGACAGGAGGGGCUGGGGUUGCCACGCACAGAAGUUUCUAAUCCAGAGAUCAGAUCUAUGAGCAUUUUCUACAGAAAAUGUUAGAUUUUUUUCAAAUAAAUAAUAAUUUAGCAUCUG